CAAAGGGUAGUGAGUGCCUGGAACGUGCUGCUAGAGGUGGUGGAGGAAGCAGACACAAUAGCAACAUUCAGGACACACUGGACAAAUGCACAAAUAGGAAGCGAAAAGAGGGAUACAGAUCCUGUAAGUGAAGGCAGUUUUAGUAUGGAAUGGCAAAAUGUGGUGGCGCAGGCUUGGAGGGCCAAAGUUCCUGGUCCCAUGCUAUUUUGUUCUUUUGUUCUUGUUCAGUUGAGAUACUCAUGAGUUGACGGAAGAUCUCUUGUUUGUUAAACUUGUAAAAUCCAUACAUUCUUGUUCCGUGGAUCUGUUGUUCAGUAUGUACGUGUUCACACUGACCUGAGACUAUUUAGGUGCUUUCACCGCGGCAGUGUGUUUAGUUGGUCAUGCGAACGCACUGUACUCCUGAAAAUUCACACCAGAGUGAGGCCGCUUUCAUGCUUUGAGUGUGAGAAGGGAUUCACUCAGUCAGUCCUAGAAUCCAACAUCUUUGAUGUAUGAAUGUUGCUGAACAAAGAUAUAUUUUUUCAAAACUUUCCACCUUACACUCAUCACAACGAUUUGCAAUGCAUUAUAAGAAGGAUGUGGAAGCAUUGGAAACGGGGCAGAGGAGAUUUACCAGGAUGUUGCGUGGUGUGGAGGGAAGGUCUUAUGUGGAAAGGCUGAGGGAUUUGAGGCUGUUUUCGUUAGAGAGAAGAAGGUUUAGAGGUGACCUAAUAGAGACAUACAAGAUGAUCAGAGGAUUAGAUAGGGUGGACAGUGAGAGCCUUUUUCCUCGGAUGGUGAUGGCUAGCACGAGGGGGCAUAGCUUUAAAUUGAGGGGUGAUAGAUAUAGGACAGAUGUCAGAGGUAGGUUCUUUACUCAGAGUAGUAAGGGUGUGGAAUGCCCUGCCUGCAACAGUAGUAGACUCGAUAAAUUUUUAAGGGCAUUUAAAUGGUCAUUGGAUAAACAUAUGGAAGAUAACAGAAUAGUGUAGGUUAGUUGGGCUUCAGUUGUUGCACUGACCUGUGAAACCAUCGAGGGCCGAAGGGCCUGUACUGUGCUGUUAUGUCCUAUGUAUGAGCAAUUCAAGGGGGAAAAAAAUCAAGGUUUAUACAGAAUGAGACGAGUGUUCUGAUUUGUUGGCAGAUGGAAUCUGAUUGAUUGGUAGAGGUGUUGCCAUGCAGUUAAUUUCAAGACUGAAAAUUUCAACAGAAAUUGCCUUUGGUCAAUAAUAAUCAAAUCUGUAUUCCCAAAUAUAUAUUUUUAAAAAGUGUAAAAUCUAAAAGGCAUUCGGUGGGACCGGAGUGUGUGUAACUCGUUCAAAUGUGGCGUGACAGCUUGAGAGAGUGCUUUAAGAAGUAUUGCAUGUCCUCUGCUUUUUUUCUCAUAAAUGUAUGGAGGACAGUCAUAGCAGUGUAGAUGGUAGUGAAUGUGAAGUUAUCCAUUUUGGAUGAAAAAAUAGAAAGAUCAGGGUACUUGGCAGGUGGUAUGAAGUUAAAUGUAGUGGAUAUCCAAAGAGACCUCAUGGUUUGAGUGCAUAGAUCUUUAAAGUGCCACAGAAACGUGAGAAUAAUAAUCAAGAUGGCUAUGGAAUCCUAACCUUUAUAUUCAGCAGGUUGGAGUAUAAGGAUGCAGAGAUUAUGGUGCAGCUAUACAAAAUCCUGGUUAUUCCCUUGAAGUACGGUGAGCAGACCUGAGCACCAUUCCAUAGGAAGGAUAUAUUGGCCUUGUAGAGAGUUUAGUGUAGGUUUACAACAACAAUACCUGGACUUCAGAGGUUAAGAUAUACAGAUUAUACAAAUUACAUCGCUUUUCUCUGGAACUUAAAAGUUAAGGGGUGAGCUGUUCAAAGCCUGCAAGAUGUUAUAGUAAUACACAAAGACAGGGUAGAGUUCCACUUGUUCUACAACUAAGGGACAUAAUCUAAAAUUUGAGCCAGACCAUUCCGGAGAGAUGUUAGGGAGCACUUCUACACAAGGGACAGUAGAGAUUUGGAACUCUCUUCCACAAACACUCGUUCAUAUGAGAUCAGUUGAGAAAUUUAUUAACCUCUGGUUUAAAAUUUUGAUAAACAAAAGCGUGUGAAAUUGUGUCUCUCAAACUUGAUUGAGUUUUUUGAGGAUGUGAUCACAAAGAUAGAUGAGAGCACAGCGGUAGACUUUAGUAAAGCCUUUGACAAGAUCCUGUGUGUUGGACUGAUUAGUAAAGUUAGAUUGCUUAGGAUUCAGGGAGACUUUGCCAAUUAGAUACAAAAUUGGCUUGGUGGUAGCACACAAGCGUGGUAAUGGAGGAUUGUUUUUCAGGCAAAGGAGCCUAUGAGGAGUGAUAUUUUGCAGGGUUUGGUGCUGGGUCCACCAAUGUUUGUCAUUUAUAUAAAAGAUUUGGAUGAGAAUUUAGGAAGCAUGGUUAGUAAGUUUGCAGAAGACACCAAAAUUAUUGGCAAACAGUGAGCAAUGAAGAAGAGUAUCUAAGAUUACAUAAGGCUCUUGGUCAAUUGGGACAAUGAGCUGACGAGUAGCAGAUAGUUUAAUUUGGAUAAAUGUGAGGUGUUGCAAUUUGGUAAGACAAAUAGAGACAGUACGUAUACAGUUAAUGGUAGGGUCCUGGACAGUGUUGUUGAACAGAGAGACCUUGGGGUUAAGGUACAUAGUUUUUUGAAAGUUGUGCCCCAGGCUGGUUAAGAAAGUAUUAGCAUGCUUGGCUUCAUUGAUCAGAGCAUUGAGUAUAGGAGUUGGAAGUUGGGUUGCGGUUGUACAGAACGUUGGUGACGCCAUUUUUGGAGUACUGUGUACAGUUUGGUCAUACUGCUAUAUGUAGGAUAUUAUGAAAUUGGAGAAGGUUCAGAAAAGAUUUCCAAAGAUGUUGCCAGGACUGGAGGUGUGUGUUGUAAGGAGAGGAUGGAUAGGCUAGGACUUUUUUUUUCUCUGGAGUAAAGGAGAUUGACAUAUUUAUAAAAUCAUGAGGGGCAUAGAUAAGGUAAAUGGCAGACAAACGUUCCCUAGGGAAGGGGAGUUCAAAAUGAGAGGACUUUUUUUUAAGGUGAGAGCAGAAAGAUUUAGAGGGGACCUAAGGGGCAGAUUUCUCACUGAUUGGUACAUACAUGGAAUGAACUUCCAGAGGAGGUAGUAGAUGCAGGUACAAUUAUACAACAAUUUAGAAGACAUUUAGACUUGUAUAUGAAUAGGAGAGGUUUAGGGGUAUAUGUGCCUAUUGCAGGCAAAUGCGAUUGGUGUAAUUUGCGAAACUUGGCUGUCAUGAACAAGUUGAACCGAAAAGUCUGUUUCCAUGCUGUAUGACUCUGAGGCAUUAAGGAAUCUGGACGAAACGCACAUAUUAGGCCACAGAUCAGCCAUGACCUCAUUGAAUGGCAAAACAAGCUUGAGGGCUGAAUGACCUUCUCCUGUUGCUGUGUCGCUAAGAGAAUGCCCUUGUAACUGAAGAGUUCAAAAGCCGGAGCAGGCUAGACAGAAUAAAUAGGGAGAAACUGUUCCCAUUUGAGAGGACACAAAUGUAACAUGAUUAGUAAAAGAAUCAAAGGUUUUCUAAGGAAAACCUUACUCAUGCAGCAAGUGUUUAGGUUCUGGAAGGCACUGCUAGACAGUGUGGUGAAGGUGGGUUCAGUUGCCAUUUUGAAAAGGGAAUUAAAUGGUUAUUUGAAAAAUAAGAAUGUGAAGUGCUAUGGGAAGGAGAUGGGAAAGAGUCAUACAGCAUGGAAUCAGACCCGUUGUUCCUUUGUCAUCCAUGCUGACCAGAUAUCCUGAAUUAAUCUAGUUCCAUUUGCUAACUUCUGGCCCAUAUUUUGCUAAACCUUUUGUAUUCAUGUACCUAUCCAGAUGCCUUUUAAAUGUUGUAAUUGUACUAGCUUCCACCACUUCCUCUAGCAGCUUAUUUCUCACUCACUCACUCACUCACACACAACACUCUCUGCGUGAAUAAGUUUAAGUUGCCCUUUAGGUCCCUUCUAGAUCCUUCCCCUCUCACUUAAACCUAUGGCCUCUAAUCUUGGUCUUGCCUACCCUGAGAAAAUGACCUUAGCUAUUCAUUCUAUCCAUGCCCCUCCUGAUUUCAUAAAUUCUAUAAGGUCAUUCCUCAGCCUAAAACGUUCCAGGGAAAAUAACCCCAGCCUGUCUCCUUGUAGCUCAAACCUUCCAACCCUGGCAACAUCCUUGUAAAUCUUUUCUGUGCCCUUUCAAGUAAACAUCUUUUCUAUAACAGGGAGACUUGAAUUGAACACAUUAUUCCAAAAGUGGCAUAACUAAUGCCCUGUAGAUCUGCAACAUGACAUUCCCGACCUAUACUCAAUGGACUGAAGCUCUUUUGAGAGCCGAAGCAAACACACUGUGCGCUUCCGGAAAUGCAACAAUUCUUAAAAUAGGUGUAUGUCACAUUAUCGCAAACAGUCUGUGGCUCAUAUGGGUGUGUUAUUGUGGUUUAUUUACUGAAAUUGACAUUGCGUCUCCGUCUUUAUUUUGAAUUUUAUAAACGAAACGAGGCUGCAUUACGUUCUUUCGACUUUUUAAUGGCGGACAGUCUACCCAUACUCCCCGGCGGUGCGGAAUGUGCCUAUCUGCAUGAUGGGGUGGUAGAGCGCAGGCGCAAAGUUAACGGCGGAUGGAGUCAGUGAUGGCGAAGGACAGGAUUUCUUUUCUCAGCUCCUGAAACGUCACGAAUGAAGCGGAAACAAAUGGCUAUUGGUUCGGGCGCGUGGAUGGAGACGUAUCGUAAGCAUUUUGUAAUAUUACAAGAGUAAUCGCAGACUGGAAUCUCAACCCAAACAUCACAUCAAAACCUGACUGCCACUCGAUGUGUCCAGACGUUUAUCAGAACUGAGUCUAGAAACCGAGAGACACCAUUUCAGAGGCAAUUUGUAUUAAGGGUUUGAGGAGGAGAGGGUUUGGAGACAAGGAAGUCAAUCCAAAAUUCACAGAAAAAUCAGCCAAUCUGUUGUAACCAGAGUGUCAUCAGAUUUUGAACAUGGAAAGAAAAGGCACCAUUCACGGUGAAGAGAAACCAUACACAUGCUCUGUGUGUGGUCGAGGCUUCAGCCAAUCAUCUGACCUGUUAAGACACAAGCGCUGUCACACUGGUGAGAAACCGUACACGUGCUCUGUGUGUGCACGAGCCUUUAGCCAAUCGUCUGGCCUGUCAGAGCAUAAAUGUAGUCACACCGGGGAGAAACCGUGGAAAUGCACAGACUGUGGGAAGGGAUUCAUUUCUCCAUCGAAGCUGGAAACCCAUCGACGCAGUCACACAGGGGAGAGGCCAUUCACUUGCUCUACGUGUGGGAAGGGAUUCACUGCCUCAUCCCAACUCCGGAGGCACCAGCGAGUUCACACAGGGGAAUGGCUGUUUACCUGCUCCGACUGCGGAAAGGGAUUCACUCAGUCAACCCACCUGCUCGAGCACCAGCGGGUUCACACCGGGGAGAAGCCAUUCACCUGCUCGGAGUGUGGGAAGGGAUUCACUCAAUCAUCCCACCUGCUUAAACACCAGAGAGUUCACACUGGGGAGAAGCCAUUCACCUGUUGCGUGUGUGGGAAGGGAUUCACUCAGUCAUCCAACCUGCUGCUACACCAGCGAGUUCACACCGGGGAGAGACCGUUUACCUGUGCUGAAUGUGGGAAGGGUUUCACUGUGUCAUCUGACUUGUUGAGACACCAGCGGGUUCACACUGACGAGAGACCGUUUAAAUGCUCAGACUGUGGCAAGUGCUUUAAAAGUUCUGGGGACCUGAUGUCCCAUCAGCGUGUUCACACGGACGAGAGGCCAUUCAUUUGCUCUCAUUGUGGGACUGGGUUCAGGCGAUCCUCCCAACUGACUGUACACCAGCGAGUUCACACUGGGGAGAGACCGUUCACUUGCCCCGAGUGUGGGAAAGGAUUCCCUCAGUUAUCCCACUUAUUGAAACAUCAGAGAAUUCACACUGGAGAGAGACCGUUCACCUGCUCCAAAUGUGGGAGGGGAUUCACUCAGUUAUCACACCUGCUGAGACACCAAAGUGUUCACAAUGAGGGGGCUAGGGUGGCAACAGAGUGUGGCAGCAGCUCGGGCCCGGCACAAGCCCGGAUGGCGUUAGCAGCCAGUGGUGGAGCUCGGCAGCUGAGGCGGUUGAUUGCAAAAGAUGGUGGCAGCGUUGACAGAGUCUCACUGGCAAUGCCUUACCCUUACACUGCCACAUUUACCUCUGGUUUUGCCAAACAGUGCCACCUAGGCCUCCACUUAAUUCACAUCAGCACAUUGCCCACAGCAUCGGAAAACAGUGUUUGUCAUCAAAUGGACACUGACAGCUCCCAGCUCUGGUUCACCAGCACCUCUCCACUGUUGUUCAAUGAUUUUACAGUCUCUUUGCUAUUCAGUGCCAUUGUUUUAAAUCCCUCACUCCCAAGUGAACCAGACUUUAAGCAGCUUCAGGUCAUGUUUGAUCCCAAGCCCCUGGCACAGAAUAGCUACGCGGCCCAGGACUCCUGUGGAUUGCAAGUCAGUCCAGUGAAUAGUUAUAUGGCUCAAGGACUCAUGCGGAUUGCGGCCUUUCCCACUGAGUGGCUACAUGGCCCAGGGAAUCCUCCGAGAUUCAGGCUGGAAACGCGGGACGCGUCCGGGAACCCCAUACUCUCAGUGACGUCACCCAACAGUCGGCGCAUGCGUCAUGCUCACCCCGGAGACAAAAUUUCGGAAGGAUUUGCAGUGAGGAAACUGACAUGUGAAAUCUGCAUCACGCCAGGACCUGAAUGUUUUUGGAUUCUGAACAUGGAAGCAGAAAGCACCGUUCACAACAGGGAGAAACCAUACACAUGUUCUCUGUGUGGACGAGUCUUCAGCCAUUCCUCUGGCCUGUCGAGACACAAGCUCAGUCACACUGGUGCGAAACCGUGGAAAUGUGGGGACUGUGGGAAGGCAUUCACAUCACCUUCUGAUCUGGAAAGGCAUCGGCGCAGUCACACUGGGGAAAGGCCAUUCACCUGUUCCAAAUGUGGGAAGGGAUUCAACCAGUUAUCCAACCUGCUGCAACACCAGCAGGUUCACACUGAUGAGAGACCUUUUAGAUGUCCAGACUGUGGGAAGUGCUUUAAAAGGUCUUGGGACCUGAUGUCCCAUCAACGUGCCCACACUGAUGAGAGACCAUUCAGAUGUUCUCACUGUGGGACAGGAUUCAAGAAAUCAUAUAAUCUCACCUUACACCAGCGACUUCACACUGGGGAGAGGCCGUUCAUCUGUUCAGAGUGUGGGAAGGGAUACACUCAAUUGUGCAACCUGCAGACACACCAGCGAGUUCACACUGGGGCACGACCAUUCACCUGCCCUGACUGUGGGAAGGGAUUUACUCAGUCAGCCCACCUGUUAAGACACCAGCAAGUUCACAAGAAAUCAUGAUGUUUGCGUUUUGCUGUGAAUCAUGUCCAAGGUACAACCGUGUUCUCUGGAAUUUGUCUCUGCUAAUAUAAAUAGACCACAGUCUAGUUAUAUGUUAAUAUUCUGGAUAAAUUCAAAUAAACCAGCUUUGU
Molecule: messenger RNA, 7482 nt
Organism: Stegostoma tigrinum
Lineage: Eukaryota; Metazoa; Chordata; Chondrichthyes; Orectolobiformes; Stegostomatidae
Product: zinc finger protein 345-like
Exons: 8
Coding region: 4955-7351 (798 amino acids)
Biological process (GO): regulation of DNA-templated transcription
Molecular function (GO): DNA-binding transcription factor activity, RNA polymerase II-specific; RNA polymerase II cis-regulatory region sequence-specific DNA binding
Source: RefSeq, a predicted model, not a curated record